Molecule: messenger RNA, 2403 nt
Organism: Myripristis murdjan (pinecone soldierfish)
Lineage: Eukaryota; Metazoa; Chordata; Actinopteri; Holocentriformes; Holocentridae
Product: transmembrane 6 superfamily member 2-like
Exons: 10
Coding region: 355-1485 (376 amino acids)
Biological process (GO): regulation of lipid metabolic process; lipid homeostasis
Cellular component (GO): endoplasmic reticulum-Golgi intermediate compartment membrane; endoplasmic reticulum membrane
Source: RefSeq, a predicted model, not a curated record
AACACCUUUACGGUCUAUGCGUAUCGCAUGUGGAAGAACAUUUUGCUUCAUCAGUCGAUUACAUAUGAACUAAAUGUCGCCCUGUCUUCAUAAAUUGAGUUGCAUCAGUCACAGUUGUUGGACUUUGAAACCCAGAUAGUGGCUGCAUCACAGGCUGGGAGCAAUGCGUUGCCUAAUCAUUGGUCAAAAGGCAGCGGAUGACACUCCUUUUAAUUAUCACCUCACCUCGGCGGCAGUGAGAAGGACCCUGGGCUCUAACAUGCCUCUUUUUACAACCAAGAGCAUUUAGCGGAGAAUAAUUCUCUCAGGAUUCCCCCCCAUCUAGAUUUUUGCUGGACUAUUAAAUUUUGCAAUAUGCGGCCGCCGGUUGAAGUUUGCGUUUUUCUGCUUUCCCUUUUAGCUCCUGGAGUUUUAUACACCAUGAACAAUAUCCCUGCGCUUCAGGAACCUCUGCCUAUCCUGGGAAUGGGAAUGGUUGUCCUGGGAUCAGUACUUCUCCUGCUUCUCCUCACUGUGCGACACAAGAAGAGUGUGGACCCUUUAUUCUAUGUGUUUGCAGAGUUUUCUUUCACCUGUCUGGUGGGCCUUACCAAUGCUUUAGAGCAGGAUGGGUUCAUCUCCGGUUUCAUGGGCUUCUACUUGAGGAUGGGUGAGCCUCAUCUGAGUUCUGCCCACUCUGUGAUGAUGUGCUACUGGGAAGGCUUGGUUCACUUUGUCCUGUUCCUCACUAUAAUUCAUCGCAUGGCCAGAGGGAAGUCCUAUCGCAUUCUUGGCCUGCUGUGGGCGGGUUCCUCCAUCGCCCAACAGCUUGUUUUCAUCCCUGGGGUUGUCAUUGGUAAAUAUGGGUCUAACAUUCGCCCUGCCUUUUGGAGGAACACACCCUUCCUUUUGCUGCCUUUCUGGGCAGCCUCCCUCCUGUUUAGCAGGCCUAGGGAGACCCCAGUCAUUACGGCAGACAAGGUUGCCGCAGAGCAGAAGAGAGGCCUGCUUUCUCGGCCUGCUGACUUGCUGCUUUCAGUUUUGCUGCUAGGAGCAAUGGCCUUCUCCAUUUUCAGGGGCUUUGUAGUGUUGGACUGUCCUCUAGACAUCUGCUUCAACUACAUCUACCAGUACGAGCCGUACCUCAAAGACCCAGUUGGCUUCCCGAGGGUUAUGAUGCUGGUGUAUUUGUUCUAUGCUCUGCCAUUCCUGGCUGUCUUCAUCUACGGUCUGAGGACACCUGGAUGCAGCUGGAUGCUGGACUGGACCCUCUUCUUUGCCGGGGCCAUUGCCCAGACUCAGUGGUGCCAUAUCGGGGCAUCUCUACACUCCCGCACUCCCUUCACGUACCGAACCCCAGCAGACAAAUGGUGGCCUGUGAUCAUCCUGAAUGUACUGUAUGUCGCCACACCUGUACUACUGGCCCUGCGGUGCUACACCAACCCCGCCUAUUUCAUGAAGCCCGUUCCCAAGGGACAGACCAACAAUGAGAAGAAGAAAAACUAGACCGCACUUUGACUGUGGAUUGUCAAGGCUCUGCUCUCUGUUUUGUGCUAUGACAGCUGAUUUUUGGACUUGGCACACAAAGUGUGUUUAACUAGCAUUUUUAAACCAAAGACCUGGAGGAAAUCGUCUGAAAACGCUGCUCUCUGACUCCACUGUUCAAAAUCAGGUAUGCAGCACUCCCUGCAUGGACUAUUGAACCCUGAUAAAGGCUGUUUGUGGAAGUGAGGACUGUGAUCAGCUCACACAGCUUUCAAGAGAUUCACACAAACACUUAGUUGCCAUUUUCCCAGACCAACACUAUUAACCUGGAUCAUACGGGUCAGUGGGAUGCUGCAAGAGAGUUACAGUCAUUAUCUAUGAGACCAAUCCGCAGCAACCCACAACAAAACUCUUUCAACCCCGCAAUUCUAGUUUACACAGUUUUUUGUUUUGCUUCUCUAAAAUUAAUAGGAUCAUUGAAAACUGUUGUUUAUUGUAACCACAGGCUUCACCUUUUACCCAUGUGAGUGUGUGUUCAUGCUACAGACUUCACUGAGUUUUCGAGAAGCCAAAUGACUCAGAGUUGCUGAUAACGGAGUUGCUGAUAAGUUUCCCAAAGUGACAAAGGAAGAAGCCAUAAAAGAUAGUGCUUUUCACUGUCUAACGUCUUUGCUUCUUCUACAUUAAAUAGUAUUUGAAAUUUGCUGUCAUCAAACUAUGUUGUGCCUGCCAUUUAGUUUUUCCAUGUGUUUUUAUUCUAUGCUUUUUUUUUUUUUUUUUUUUUUAAAUAAUAAGAAGGUGAAAGGUGAAAACACUGAAUUAGGACUACUUGUAUUAGGACUGCUUGUGACUGGGAUACAGAUCAUUUGAUCUGGCCAGGUUUGGCAGGACAAUUCUAUUUUUUGUUUGCUAUGUAUUUGAUUAAAUUAUAUUUGCAUC